Molecule: messenger RNA, 1487 nt
Organism: Ceratitis capitata (Mediterranean fruit fly)
Lineage: Eukaryota; Metazoa; Arthropoda; Insecta; Diptera; Tephritidae
Product: heat shock protein 27
Exons: 1
Coding region: 207-941 (244 amino acids)
Biological process (GO): response to heat; protein refolding
Molecular function (GO): protein folding chaperone
Source: RefSeq, a predicted model, not a curated record
ACGUGCCGUGAGCGGUGGUGACAACAUUUUUUUUGGUAGCAAGUCCAAAAAAUUUUGGUUGUCGCAGCAUAACGGCAACCGAUAAUCACACCAACGACGACAACGAUACGAAAACCUGAAUAACUGCGAAACCCAAUAUAAAACGACAACGUUAAUGCCGGCACCCAGCGAGGCAUAAAACGUACGAUAGCAUAAACAGAGAAGCUAUGCCCGUGCACUGGGAUUUCGACUGGGAUUGGCCACACGAUCACUUUUGGCACUGGCCAAGCACACGUCUGUGGCCCGCCUUCGAUAGCUUCAGCUAUCAUGCACGCUGCCCGAUAGCGCGUCGUUGGAAAUCCGCUUUCACCCACAGCGAUUAUGAUAUAGAUGUUUGCGCACGUGAUUGGCACUUGCAUCACUGGAGCGAGGACGGACCUUGGUGUCAUCGUUCGUGUUUGGCCAGCCGUGUGUGCAUCGAGACGGGCGAUGAGCCGGACAGCAAUGGUAAGGGCACCUUCAAGGUUGUUAUCGAUGUGCAUCAUUUCCGUGAUGAUGAACUGGUCUUGAAGGUGCGCAACAAUGAUACCCUCAUCUUGACGGGCAAACAGAAGAACGAUCGUGGUGAGAAGAGUAAAUUUUGCAUUACACGCGAAUUCACACGCAAAUACAAACUGCCGCGGAACUACGAUGCCACUUUAGCCAAAGCAACACGUUCCACCGAUGGUGUAUUGACAAUUAUGGUGCCGCCACCACCGCCGUUGGAUGAUGUAGAGCGUUUGGUGGAUAUUGAGCAGACGGGUGCCUACUUUGGCACCACCACCACCGACAGCAACGCAGCGCAGAAGGAUGCAAAAGCUAUAGAGAAUGGUGAGGAGGAUGUAGGCGAGGCUGACGAAGGCAACGGGGAAGGUGAGAAAUCGAAGAAAGCACGUUUUGAUUCGACGGAGAAGGCAAAAUGAAAGUCAAAGAAGAAAUCUGCUGUGCUCAGAAAAUGGCAUGGCAACUUUAUGCGUCGCUUACAGAAACUUUGGACGAAGAAGGCUAAGCAUGCAGCGAAAACUGCUUAAUUGAUGUAAUGUGCGUGGCGAGAAGUUUGUGCGAAGCAAAAGCAAAAUUAAAAAAACAUUAAAUGAAAUUUGCAAUUUUAAACGCAACUUAAUCAUGAUAUUUCAACAAUGCACAGUGUUCUUCAAAUCACUCCUAAAAUAACCUCAAAUAUAGUACUCUUGAGUGCACUUGAGUAGCUAACACCAAUUUAAAAAAAUAACUAAAACCAAAAUCAUGGGUUUAUUAAAAACAAAUAAUACUAUUAAUCACCAACUACUACUACAACUAACGGGAAUACAAUGAUGCUAUAAACAAUUCGAAUUACGUUCAGUUUUCUAGUCUAUUAUUCUAACUUAAUCUCAUAGAAAACCACCUAGAACAAACAAGAAAAUAUCAUAAUGUCUUAAUAAAUAAAUAAAUAAAAUAAAUGGUGCUUUCAAAAAACUAACGGUACCAAC